Molecule: messenger RNA, 1080 nt
Organism: Giardia duodenalis
Lineage: Eukaryota; Fornicata; Diplomonadida; Hexamitidae
Exons: 1
Coding region: 1-1080 (359 amino acids)
Source: RefSeq, a predicted model, not a curated record
AUGAGCUAUAACGGGCCGUCGCCUCUGAAUGCUAAGAAUCACGGAUGCGGGUAUCAAGGGGGACCUUGCAACUGCGCACAGUGUAUAACAUUCCCCCAUUUGCCUUACAAAUGCAUCCCGUUCCAACAACAGCUGUAUACCCAUCGGGUCCGGACAAAUAUACACCGCACCCCAACUAACUACAGAGAGCUUAUUAUGAAUACUAUUCCUUUGAAAGAGCCUCCCAGGACCCCAGUCGUGACCAGCUCCCUCACUGCUGAGGAAACCGGCCGCCUCCUCAGCUCUCACCGCCCUACAAUGAAACAAUCUCAAGGCAUUCCGGACACCCAAAGCCUCAAGGCACAGGAGUGGGGUACAGAGUCACAAAAGGCCCAAGGGCGGCCCCUGACACCGAAUGCAACAAUGCUACUGGACCAAGAUUCCGCGCCGAGCAGGACCGGUGAAAUAAAUAUAGGCACAGUGCUAAACCCCCUUGACUUCGAAUACAAGCCUCCAUGUUCGCGGACGUCCAAGCAGCGCUUGCCCCAACCACUAGCGGCAAAGACAGAAACACAGCCAAGGUCGAAUACUGGACUCUGCGUUCGGCAAGAAAUCGAGUAUCCCGCUGAAACAGAGGCGGUAAUACGAGAACACUGCACUACCAUGUUUGAUCCGUACUGCGCAACCCACGAUGGGAGAGACAGAAGCACAAGGAAGUUCGGACCUAACGCAACUAUACUCAAGUACCCUAGAUACCCCAAUCAUCCUGAAAAUGUCUUUAAGCCUGGCUACUCUGAGUGGCAUCAUGAAACUAUACAACCGAUAAAGCGAGAGCUCUUUGUGGAGCCGCCAAAACAAAGGCGGUGUCUCUCAGAGUGGGAGAAGCAGCAGAGGCGCGAACAAGAGGCAGAGGAGGCGCGCGUCAUGUUCAACAACUUUUCUAGCGGGAUAAACUCCUUCAAGGCAUCAGCACUCCCUAUGAGUCGCUGCCGAAUGGAUCUCAAUGACAUAGCCGGGCAAAGGGCAUCUCUGGAAUAUCUGCCAACUGUAUCCACUGCUUGCCGGUUUAUGGGGUGUCACGGACCUGCCGGAUGUUCAUGA